Molecule: messenger RNA, 4272 nt
Organism: Brenthis ino (lesser marbled fritillary)
Lineage: Eukaryota; Metazoa; Arthropoda; Insecta; Lepidoptera; Nymphalidae
Source: the annotation of a GenBank genome assembly
AUGGAUUUCAAGAAAGAAAGAACAUUGUUAUGGCUUACACUAUUGAUACUUGAUGUUGUUUCAGGCCAAUUAACAAUAUGUCCUUCACCAGAAUUUAUACUUCCUUGUAUAUGUACCCACCGAAACGAAGACGUACAAAUAUGGUGCACACACAGCGACUUGCCGCAAGUUUCAAAAGGCAUUCAAAAAAUAGGUGAAUUUAUACGAAAGCCUAUCGAUGAAGUCAUCAUCGAAAAUAAUUAUUUACCGUCUUUACCGGGAAGAUUAUUUCAAAAUGUCAAAAUUCUUCGUUUAAUGCUUCGGCACAAUGGUCUAGAAAGAGUAUCAGCGGCUUGGUUAGAGUCUCAAGAAAAUAACUUACUAGAAAUAUUUAUAGUGGAAAAUGAUCUUAAAAGUAUCCCAUCGGAGAGUUUGAUGAAAUUACAAAAUUUGCAAGCUUUAACUAUACAAUCGCAAAAUUUAAAACGGGUACCAGCCCUUAUUAAUAUGCCAAAUCUACGAUACGUGAAUAUACAAUCAGAGAGCUUAAGUAAUAUUCACGAACGUAACAUCGAAAACCUUCCCAAUCUUGAGAAGUUGUUCAUACAAGGAAGUUUAAGUCUCCAUACUUUAAAAGAAAACGCUUUUUAUAAUUUGCCGAAACUUAAAAAAUUAGAGAUUACCGAUUGUGGAAUCAAUAUGAUUCACAUGAGAGCCUUAUCUUUACUUCCAGAACUGAGUGAACUAUCGCUAAGCAAUAAUAUGAUAUCAGACGCUUCGAUGAUCGGUAGAGCCACUAGAGACUUGCCUAUGCUCUCUAUAUUAAAUUUAAAUCAUAACAAUAUCAACAAAUUAAAUGAAGGGGCUUUUGUAGAUCAGCCAAUGUUAGAAAUUUUAUACUUGUCAAAUAACAAUAUUAAUAUCAUUCAUCACGGAUCAUUUCAUAGAGUACCUAAAUUAAGAGUAAUAGACUUAAACUUUAAUGACAUAAUAAAAAUUCACCCAGAAUCAUUUUUACAACAGUCUGGAAGUGGAGUUGAGGAGUUAUCUCUCAUUGGUAAUAAAAUCAUGCAUAUAUCAGAAUUUAGAUCUUUACUCGAAGCAUUGCCUCGAUUAAGAUAUUUAGAUAUGAGUGAUAAUUUAUUACAAGAAAUACCAAGAGGAGCAUUAAGAGGUCAUCCAAGCUUAGAACGCCUCCAUUUAAACAAGAAUAAUAUAAAGUAUAUUCAGGCAGAUGCGUUUAUUGCUAUGCCAGCACUACGAGAACUACAUUUAAGUAAUAAUUCUUUAAACGAUUUAAAUGAGGGUCCAUUUUGGAAUCUCCCCUCACUAAAAGGCUUAGAUUUAUCUAAUAACUACUUUAAAAGGUUACAACCGAAGCUAUUAUACAAUCUUCCAGCAUUAAGAAGAAUUAACUUGAGUAAUAAUCAAAUAACAAUAAUCGAUCCGAUUACUUUUAUGGAGACCCCUUUGUUAGAGUACGUUAAUAUAUCUGGUAAUUCCUUAAUAUCAGUACAUCCAGCAACUUUUCGUAAUUUACCAAACCUUUACGAAUUAGAUGCUAGUUCUAAUCGGCUGGUUGAAUUUCUGCCUGGGUUGCCAAGAGGCUUAGAGCAAUUAUAUCUACGAAGAAAUCAAAUAACAAAUUUGCCGUUACCUCCAUCUCCAGACCUAGACUUGCCUUCUUUAAGAACCCUUGAUAUAUCUAAUAAUGGAAUACAGAAAAUACCUUAUGGUGGUAUGAAGACGCUACAUAAUUUACGCAGACUGUUUAUGAAGCGCAAUGGUCUUAGACAAAUAGAGGUGUCUACUUUCAGUGAUUUAGAACGUUUAGAGUUGUUAGACAUAAGUGACAAUCAAAUUUUAAGUAUCCAUCCUAAAAGUUUCAACAAACUUGUACAUCUCAAACAAGUUAAUGUGCACGGUAAUAAUAUAGAGAAUUUUGACUUUAUGGCCAUUCAAAAUAAUAAUGCUCUGUUGGAAAUUGAUUUUAGUAAAAAUAAAUUAAAAAGCAUUAUUCCCAACACAGUCAACAGAGGUUUAGACGUUGAAAUUUUCAAUAUAUCAUCAAAUAACCUUCACGAAUUACCCAAUACAUUAAAUAUGUUAACAAAAUUAAAUGUAUUGGACGCAAGUCAUAACUAUAUUAAGAACUUUGAUGGUAAUAUCAUAAAUAAUAUACAAUCGUUAACUAGCAUAAAAAUGGACAGUAAUAAAAUUGUGGAACUACGUACAGGAAGCUUCAGAGAUUUAAAUAAUUUGGAAACGAUUGAUUUAGAAAAUAAUCAACUAGAAAUAAUCCACCCGAUGUCUAUAGCGAAUCUUCCUAAGCUAUUAUCAAUCUUUUUAAGCAGAAAUCAUAUUAUAGACAUACCAGAUCGAGCAUUUACAAAUCUGCCAAAAUUACGCAUACUUGAAAUGCAAGGAAACAGAUUGCAAUAUAUAUCGAUACGAGCAUUUGAAAAUAUACCGUUAGUACAAUAUUUGAAUCUGAGUAAUAAUCAACUGACCAAUUUGGAAAAUUCAGGUAUCAAGCAACUUGUGUCUUUAGAAGUUCUGGAUUUAAGUUUCAACAGAAUAACAAGGAUUACUAAAGAAUCAUUUCAGCUUAUGGAAUGGCUAGUUGAACUUAAUUUGGACAAUAAUCAUAUAUGCUAUAUUAAUAAUCAGCCAUUUGAUAACAUGCCGAGAUUAAAGAUUUUGUCUUUACGACAUAAUAGGUUAAUGUCCGUAUACGAAAUUGAUUUUGCAAAAUUAAGAAAUAAUAUCGCUAUUUUAGAUAUUGAUGGUAACCCACUUGUCUGUAAUUGUGCUAUUAUUUGGCUAAAAUCGUGGUUGUCAGAAUCAUCAUCUAUUGGUCCAAAAUGUGCUGAUGGAACAUAUGUCAAGGGAAUGCCCUUUUCAAAACAUGACUGUUUGAAUAUGCCUGUUGAUAAACCAGAUGUAAAAUCUUGUUUAAGUUAUGAAAAUGAACCACUGCUUCCAAAUCUAGCCACAUCACAGGUUUUUUCUUCUUCAGAUAAGAUUAAAGACUAUGACACACAUAUUAAAAAUAAUUACCAAGGUAAUAAAUUAAAUAUCAGGCCUUUACCUGAAGAAUCAGAAUAUUUCUAUGAUGAAUAUGUUGAUUAUCCCUACAAUGAAACUUUACUUGACCAUUUAAAUAAUGAGGUCAACCAGACUAAUAAGAUUCAAAGUAAUUUAGGUAAUACACCUACCCUUUAUGCUUCUAUGAAAAAUGCCACUAAAAAAACUGGUAUUGCUUUAAAAGUUCCGAUUCCUAAUAAUGGUUUCACAUUUUUUGGAGUUCCUCUUCCUUCGAUUGACAUGGGGAAAAUAUUGAACACAGGCCGUAAAAUAGAUUGGACAGAAAACAAAAAUAAUCAACAACAUGUCAAGAAAUAUCAAGUCACAGAACCACCCAGAUUUGAAACUGGUGGUUUCUCACCAAUGAUGCCUACUACAUCAAAUGGGUUCAUACCUAUACCAGAUCCUACAGUUGUAUCCCACACAAUACCAAGCAAUGAAGGUUUUAUGAGAAACCUUAAUUCUGAGAGAGUAAAUCAAAGUAUUCUAGCAGUUGAAAAUACAUCUCCACAAACAACAGUAAGUAAUAAUAUAACUCAAAAAAAAAUUAAGACUGAAAUACAUGAGUUAGAAGCCUAUCAUAACAAUGAUAAUAGCACUCACAUUGCAUACAAUAGAACCAAAAAUAUAGAAGAACAAAACACAGAUCCACUAAUAGUAAGUAAGUAUAAUUUAAUGGAAUCCAAUGUUACUAUUAGUUACACAACAGAAAAAGAAGGAAUUAUUACUACUGACACAACUAAUGAUAUAACUCUACAGGAAUGGCUAGAGACAAGUAGUUUGACACCUUUACCUAUAAUAACUUCCAAACCACCAGCAAUAAUUAAAAAUAUAGAAAGCCAACCUACAGCUCUAUCUGCAAUUCUUUUGCCAAAUACUGAUAUCAAUGAUUUUAAAAAUCAUAAUAGAACAGCAACUAUCACUAAAGUUAACUUACCACAUGCUGAGCAUUAUGAUCUUCAUAAUAAUUUUUCCCCAGUAAUUAAUCGAGAAGCUAAAACGAGAUUUUCAGAUUUUACAAGUUCUGGAACUAAUAAACCCAGACAUGCUGACAAUCACGACUGGUAUUAUAAAAAUUAUAAUAAAUCAAAUUUAGAACCUUAUGUAGCACCUGGUAUUGAAUCUUCAUCAAACUGUAAUAUAAUGAAAAAUUAUAAUUAUUAUAUAUUAAUGACUAUGUUAAGUUUAGUAUUCAUUGUGACCAAA